AUGACAUCGUCAAAAAUAAAUGAUUCAGAUUUACGUAAACAAUUUUUACAAUAUCUUAAUCAACCAGAAUUAUGUGAACAAUUUUAUAUUUAUAUGAAAUCAGAACAUUUAGCAUAUGUAUUAGAAUUUUAUUUAGCAUGUGAUGGUUUAAGAAAUUUACUUGAUGAUAUAUCAAAACAAGGUGCUAUUAUUGAACUUAUAUAUAAACAUUAUUUAUCAAAUGGAAAAUAUUUAUCAUCAUCAUCAAAAACAAAAUUUUCUUUAUCAGAUGAUUUAAUAAUAUCAAUAAAACAACGUUUAAUUAAACAUGAAUAUCAUUUAAAAUUUUAUGAUCAAGCACAAGAAUAUGUUUUAAAAUAUAUGUUACAAAUGUGUUAUCCUAAAUUUCUUAUUGAACAACAACAAAAAGAAGAAAAUGAAUUAAAAAAAUGUCAAAUAUUAUUAAAUACACCAAAAUUUAGUCCAAUGCAUAAACGAUCAAUGACAUCAAGAAAAAAAGAUGUUUUUGAACAAUUAAAACAAAAAACAAAUCAACGAAUUCUUAAUACUUCUGCUCCUAUUAAAAUAUCAUCUCAUAUUCGUCAACAUCCAAUUGAACCAAGUUCAUUAGAAGCAUCAACAUUGAUAGCUGAUCAUGACGCUGGAUUAAAUAUUUCAAAACAACCACGAACAACAAAAUUAACUAAACAACAAAAAGAUCAAUAUAGUCUUGCACAACGUGAUCCAGCUGCAUUUUUUGAAGAAAUUAAAAAACGUUUAUUAGCUUAUCAAGCUGAAAAUUCAAGUGCAGCUAAAAUUCGUGGUAUUUCACAAUCAUUUAAUGUACAAAAUAAAGUUUCAUUUAUUGAUCAUCGUACAGUUGAUGAUGAUUCAUUAGCUGUUCUUGAUUCACAAAUAGCUAAAACAAUUGAUGAUGCUGAUAAUUAUUUAUUUGAAACAAUACCAACAACAAAAAUUACACAACGAUAUAGAUUAUCAUCAAUAAUAAAACAUCAAGAAAAUAAAGAUUAUUCAUUAUUACGAAAUAGUUUUACACGAUCAGAUUCAGGAGUUGGAACAGAUACAUCAGAAAAAAAUUAUGAAAUAUUUCGUUAUCAACAUGGACAACAUUUAACAUCAAUUGAUGUUAUUUGGUAUGCAUCACUUGACAGUAAUAAUGCUCUUUUAUCAACUAUUCCACGUAUUCAUGAUCAUAUAACAUUUAAAGAAUUUCGACAAUUAUUUAAAAAACAACCUAUAUACAGAUAUUUCUUUAAAACUACAUGUACACCAGAUAUAAAUAAAGAGCAGUAUGUAUUUCGUGAAUUAACUAUGGAUGAUGAAUUAGUGCCAUUUUAUGAUGGCAAAAUUUUUGUACAAUUAGAUCGAAUUUCUUAA
Messenger RNA from Rotaria sordida, 1377 nucleotides. The record is from the annotation of a GenBank genome assembly. Lineage: Eukaryota; Metazoa; Rotifera; Eurotatoria; Philodinida; Philodinidae.